Dendroctonus ponderosae (mountain pine beetle) is the source of this 3465-nucleotide messenger RNA. RefSeq names its product CD81 antigen. The record is from RefSeq and is a predicted model, not a curated record. Gene Ontology annotation, cellular component: membrane. The coding region runs from base 231 to 1007 and encodes 258 amino acids. The transcript has 4 exons. NCBI's taxonomy places the organism in Eukaryota, Metazoa, Arthropoda, Insecta, Coleoptera, Curculionidae.
GGGUUUGAGUCAAUCGCGCAGGCUCCGGUAAAAGAUAAUCGAUUCCCGGAGCAGGGAAUAAACAGACUGAAACAGAAAACCGUCAGAAAGAAGCUCAGAAAUUAGUGUUGUCAGGCGUCAGUUGGAAUUGUGCGCGAUUUCUGAGUUUGUUUGAUUAUUCAGAUAGGGAUUGAUGUGAUUGAUUGCAAGCCAAGAAAACCGAAUUAAUUUUGUGCCAAAGAAACAUAAAAAUGGGUUGCUACUCCUGCAUGAGAUUGCUGUAUGUUGUCCUCAACAGCAUAUUUUUUGUAAUUGGUAUUGUGAGCUUGGGCUUAGUAACAUGGGUGCUUGUGGAUCAAACAAUUCCACUUAAUUUCGCUCAAGAACCGGACGAUAAUAUGAUCGUCAGUAUAAUUUACUUAGUAAUGACUUUAGUGUUGGUAUUGCUCUCUAUAUUGGGAAUGUAUGGCGCUGGUAAAGAGGUCAAGUGGGCUCUUGCUGUGUCAUUCUCCCUAUUGCUGAUCGUUAUAGUUGUUGAAGUCACUUCAGGAGUAUGGAUUUGGAUGAAUAGAGACACUCUGGAUGAGUUCACUCAUUUGUCUGUGAAGCGCACAGUCCAGGAGAUUUACGACAACGACAAGCAGAUGAAGGAAAUUUUAGACACCAUUCAGUCGAAGAUGCACUGUUGUGGUGCAGACAAUCCAACUGAUUGGUCUCGGAACAAACAUAUCAACUUGGGAAUAAACUCGAAACCAACCAGGUAUAAUAUUCCAACUAGUUGCUGUCGCGAGGACAUUGCUCCAUCUCUAUGCACGGCCGUUACGCAAGAAAUUAAAAUGGGAGAAAAUCUGAACUUCGAUGUUAUCUUUGAAAAGGGAUGUUACGUGUUGAUCAAAGAGCGUGUCCUCGGCAGCCUAACAAUUAUUUUCAUUGUGUAUGGGUCGAUUGUUGGAGUACAAAUUUUGGGUCUAUUAAUUGGACUAAUUUUGACAUUUUCCAUGAAUCGAACCAAUCGCUACAAAUCUUAAAUGAUCGCAGUGUGGCCAUCGUUUCAAAAACGCCUUUGUCGCUUCAAACAGCAUGUUUCUAAAGAAGUUGACGCGUUUUUGCAAACCAUUUUCUUAUUUUCAACCCUUAUUGUACAAAUCAUGAACAAUUACGUACCUUUACUCUCUAUUCAGAAUCUACCAAAAGAUUUAUUAGAUGUUAGAUCAUUAUUAUUAUAUAAUAUAGGUUUUAGGAUCUCUGGCAUUUUUUUUGGGAUUUGCCCUUGCCAAAAUUGCAUAAUGUGUUCAAACCGAGCAAAUUGCGCAAAUAUUCGUCAUAAUUGUCGAAUGAUAUUGAAAAACAAUUUCAUUAUUUAAAGAUUUAUUGUUGUUUAUGUUGUUAUCGAAGUAGAUGUUUGCUAUUAAUAGAGUAAUAGUCCCAAUUGAAAUACAUACCUUCAAAGAUGAUUUAUAGCUUGUAAAUUACGAAAAACAGUAAAAAGUAUGAUCAGAAUCCAUAUAAUUAUGUUUUUGGUAGUGAUUGCAAAAAAGAACUUCCGAAGACUUCAGAAAGUAAUAUCCAAUUUUCCAAAUUCGUUUAUACUUUUAACUUUUCAUUUUCAUAUUAAGGUGGUCAGCAGAUUUCUUUUCAAAUUAAUCAUUUGGUUUAGACCUUUGAUAGCCUAUGAUAUCGGAACAAUAAUACUAUGCCGAUAUCAAAGGCACAAUAAUACUGCAAUGAACCAAUCCAGCCAAUCAAUGUCGAGUUUCGAAAAUAGACAUUCGGUUAAGGAAAAAUAAUUUGUCAUAAUCAAACCACCUUUGUAUAGCGCUAAUUGCAAUAAUUGCCUAUUCCGUUCAGUUUUUACAUCUAAUAUUUUCAAUUGUUGACCAGUUCAAUCUUAAAUCACCGAAAAUGUUUAGCUCAAUGUCAUUCAACGCACAUCACGCGAUCUAUUAAUACUCUUACUAUGUGCCAUAUUAUUUAUUCUGCAUAACAAAUUCGUAUUAAUGAUAUUUGUGUAUGUAUAGACUGACAACCUGAGCCAAAUAGGUGCUUACAGAGUGAUUAAAUUUUUGAAAUUUACCUUAUCCAUUAAUGGAAAUGCUACUAAUUAAAAAUCAUCAUCACUACUUUCACAUCAGUUUUGACUGACUUUACAAGACUAAUUAAUUUCGUUGCUUGUGGAUGGUUUUGGAGAAAAUGAGUGUCCUAAAUGACAGUAUUUACAUUUUAAAAUUAGAAGCAAUAAGAAGGAUAAAAUAAACGAGAAAGUAUGCUUCGAGGCACCAUUAAUUGUGGAAAAAUCUAUCUUUUUUAUGACUUGUCUUAAUCUCGUUUAUUUAUUUCAGUGAUCUUUUCAUCUCAUAUAUUUUGUAUAAUAAGUUUUAUGUUGUAGCGUUACCUUUGCAGAUUAAAGGCAACUUAACAUAUACAUAUAUAUAUAUAUGUAACUAUAAUUUAAUAAUUCUUCUUGAAUGACAUUCUGAACGCACGUUAGCGUUUUUAGCUUAAUAAGCACAGAGCCAACAACCCAAAUGGUUAUAUACCCCUGAAAUAGAAGAUCUUCGUACUUAGUGUAAGCCAAAAAUCCUAAAUUAGACUUAAGAACAAAGGUUAAAACAGCGCAAAUGAUCCUGCAAUGAUGUGUUCUCUAUUUCCAUUGCGGCUAAGACUUGAAACUAUGUGUUAGAUUGGCUUAUGUAGUUGUUGCUUCCAAAUUAUCAGCAAGAAGCCGAAAAUUUAAAAAGAUCUGUUACUACAAGGAAUCAAAUACAUUUGCUAAUUUGUAAAGUACUUAGUAUCUUGUAGGUGUUAACUCUCGCAGAAAGAAGUGAUUUUUCGGCUUCUUAAUGCGAAAUAUAUUUUUAAAAUUACAUGUCUUAGAAUAGUUGCCAUUAGUUACUUCUGAUAAGAAACAUGGAUGUGUAUUGAAUACCUUAAGAAUCUCGUGGAAUAAAAUAAUUCUAAUAAACUGCUUAAUAUAAAAACGUCUUUAAUUACUAUUUUAGCGUCCAUGUUUCGCUCUCUAAUAAAACCAGAUCAAAUUGCUUUAACUUGUGGUUUACCUAAUAGUUAUAAGUAUUUAUCGAAUAUAAUUUGUUUAAUUUCUAUUGUGUAUGUAGAGAAGACCAUUUCAUACUUCAUAUAUUUUGUAAAUUGUCAUUUUGGAAUUAUAAAAGUGUUACCAAAUAUGUACCCUAUAUAUCGUCACAUACGAAAUGGUUGUGAUACAAAAAUUAUGACCGGAUGCUAAUCAAAAAACUGAAACUGGGAUUGUAGAAAGAGUCGCUAUUUUUCGAUAUAGAUUGUUAAAGAGAACUGUAUUUUUAAAUCGCAAAUUAAUCGGAACUAUUUAAAAGCUCAUAACCAAAAUAUAAUAUUUACUUAUACUGCAUAUUUAUCUGCCUUGAUAAUAUAUUUUAAUUGGAAUGUUGCAUUUAAUAUUUUUAUUUGUUCAAUACUAUAUCACGUUUACAAUAAAUUACUGGUAUAACC